AGGAAGCAACGGAAGCAGCAUCGAGGUUGAAUACAACGAAAUCGAAUCCCGGCAUGGCUGGGCGAUGGUGUUCCAGGACAUUCGCGAAAAGAGCGACCUGGAAGCGCGAGCGAAGGACUUUUCAACGAACGAGUCGAAAAAGUUGGACAACCGUCGGCUGAACCGCUAUCGGGAUGUGCUGCCGUACGAUCACUCCCGGGUCGCACUAAAGCGUGGCGACACCGACUACAUCAACGCGAACCUGGUGAAGAUGGAGCACACCGGAAGGAAGUACAUCCUGUGCCAGGGGCCACUCCCGCACACGGUUGGCCACUUUUGGAUGAUGGUCUGGGAGCACGAUUCACGCGCGAUUCUGAUGCUGAACAAACUGAUCGAGAAGACGACUGUGAAGUGCCACCAGUACUGGCCGGGCAAGAUCGGCGAGAAAAACCGGCUGGAGCUGAGCGCCGUUCAGCUUUCGGUCGUGUACUUGAAGUGUGUUGAAUAUAAAAAUUUUUGCAAGAGGACUUUCAGACUGACCGACCUGGAGUCGGGUAAAAGCAGGGAGGUGAUACAGUUCCACUACACGACGUGGCCCGACUUUGGCAUUCCGAGUUCGCCGGUAGCAUUUUUGCAGUUUCUCAAAGAGGUGCGCGAUUCGGGCACACUGGACCGAGACGUUGGGCCACCGAUCAUCCACUGUAGUGCCGGUAUCGGGCGUUCCGGAACCUUCUGCCUGGUGGACUGCUGUCUUGUGCUGAUCGACAAGGAAGGGGAAGACCGUGUGUCGGUGCAGAACGUGCUGCUCGAGCUGCGACAAUAUCGUAUGGGACUGAUACAGACACCGGAUCAGCUGUACUUUUCCUAUCAAGCCAUUAUCGAGGGAAUGAAGCGCAUGAACAACUCCUCCUUUGAGGAGUUUGAGGAACUGUCCAUCGUGUCAUCGACUAGCCAGCCGACCAGCGAUCAGGACACGGAAAACGAGGACACCCCACCGCCAUUGCCACCGCCUCGGUCCCACUCGCUGACGAUCGGCACGAAGCCGCUGCCGGUGAUACCGAUGAGCGAGAGCGUGCACGAGGAUUUCCUGCUCAGCAACAGCGAGCGCGAUAAGGUGAACAAUCUGGUGAACCUGGAGAAAAGCAAGCAAUACGAAAUUAGCGACGAAAACCACCACCAUCACAACAAUCACCACGCUCGGGGCAAGAACAAUGGCAAUCACCAUCAUCACCAGCGCCACCAUCAUCACCAACACAAUAAUACCAACCGUCCGCUGCCGCCGCUGCCCAAGGAAAGCUCGCUGGACAAGGUGAACGAGGCGGACGACGGAGGAGAGGACAGUGAGCGAAGCGACUCGAGACCGGUGGCCCGUCACUACAGCAGCAGUAGCAACAAUAGCAGCGGAGGCGAAGACGAACUGAUCGAGGAGAUUGGCAGCAGCGACGAGGAUGACGAUGACGAUGAUGAUGUUGGUAGCGAAGGAGGAGCCAAUGUUCCGUCCGAUAACAGUGAUAACAUUAAAAGCUCCGUUCUGGACGAAAGCUGCAGCAGCAAGGCGGUGGGCAACAGGAACGCACACAGCACCGGCAGCAGCAAUACCACCAGCACCUCCACGACAGCAGCUGGUGGUGGCACAUCAAGCUCGUCGUCGACGACCGCUACUACCACCAGCAGCUCGUCGACUGGCCUGUCGUCCUCGACGUCGGUGUCGUCGGCAACGUCGGCUGGCACCGGUUCGAAUAGCUCGACCCUGGAGUCGAACCGUGGCGAUAAGUCUUCGGCGUUUAACGCCAACUCCACCUUACCACCCUUGCCGAACGGUGCCCUGGACGACGAUGAGGAAAUGAUCUCCAGCCCCGAAAGAGAACUGUCACCGAGCGCCGAGUUGCGCCGCCGCAAGCGCGCCGAACGUCACACGGCGAUGGAGGAGAAGAUUCGCGAAAUCAAACGCAAGCAGAAGGAGGUAGAGAACAAGGGGUCACCGAAAAAGCGCAGGAAGCAAAAGGAAUCCGAGAAAUGAUAUUUGGAAAUCCCGUGGAAGGUAUAUUUCAUCUGUUACAUUUAGACGACACAGACUCACAGCGGAAUGGACGACACGCGCCCCGUGAAGCUCGCAAGGGGAAUGCUUUCAGUGGAAUAAGCUAUGAAACAUGUAGUGCACUAAGAGCCUAGGACUUGAUCACACUUUUGAUACACCCCAUCAUCAUACCCAUUAACGGGCGCCAAUCUCUCGCGGGCAUUAAACAUUGGCACGCUGCGGAACAAUCUUAAACUGUUUUCAAUUGGCCAUUGAUUGACAACUUGCGUGUUUACUCAACGAAUAGACAAUCAAGAAACUUUUCGUUCAAUGCAACUAAAGUUUUUUGAAUAAAAAACAAACUAAACAGCUU
Messenger RNA from Anopheles cruzii, 2369 nucleotides. Its product is annotated as tyrosine-protein phosphatase non-receptor type 61F-like. Gene Ontology annotation, biological process: protein dephosphorylation. The record is from RefSeq and is a predicted model, not a curated record. Gene Ontology annotation, molecular function: protein tyrosine phosphatase activity. Bases 65 to 1999 code for a protein of 644 amino acids. Lineage: Eukaryota; Metazoa; Arthropoda; Insecta; Diptera; Culicidae. The transcript has 8 exons.